Molecule: messenger RNA, 706 nt
Organism: Cephus cinctus (wheat stem sawfly)
Lineage: Eukaryota; Metazoa; Arthropoda; Insecta; Hymenoptera; Cephidae
Product: dynein regulatory complex subunit 7
Exons: 1
Coding region: 272-613 (113 amino acids)
Biological process (GO): cell motility
Cellular component (GO): motile cilium
Source: RefSeq, a predicted model, not a curated record
AAUUAGUAGGUAUGCACCAAGGUGUAUUCACUCUGCUCCUAUGUUCAGAAAUAUGCUGCCAUCUGUCAGAAUAUUACGGCACACAGUUCUAUGAGUUGUGAUACGAAUACGUGAUUGCCAUGGUAAUAAAGAUUGUUUACACACUGAUUGCAGCACUGAAUAGAUCAAAAGUGUCGCACAGUUAAAUCUGUCACGGCCAAAGGACAAGCUGUGCUGAUCUAGAUAAUAUAUCGUUCGGAGAGUUACCACGAGAACCUGUUACAAGAGGACAAUGGAUAACGGAGCAUCUGACGAGGGUUUCGAGGAAGUAGAAUACGUACCAGAGGAUGAGAGCCCGAAGCAAGUGAUUUUGACGCGCUUAGCAAUUUCUCAAGAAAUGCUAAAAAGGGUAGAACGUGAAUUGGGCCUGAUAAGACUUUGCUGGCCGACCGAGGACAUUAUACUCGAUAGCGUUGUUGAGGAGGAGUUACCUGUGAGCUAUAAGGAAAAUAAUAAUAAGGAAAGACUCCUGCUGUGGUAUGCAGAAAACUUUAGAAAACAGUACCAUACCAUCUACAGGGACAGAAAGCCUUUACUCAUGGUGUGCGAGAACGAGAGCGGUAUUCAGGUAUAAUAACGUUAAUAAAAUAACGGCCGUUGACCGUUACAAAUUUAUGAAAAUAUUAUAAAACUUAAUUAGGUGCUUGUCGACGGUAAAAAGAAUUAG